GUCACCGUGUUCCUUCACAGCAGCAAUCAUGGCCCCCACAAAGGAUGCUCGACGAGCUGACCUGAUCGUCCCUUACCAGGAGCCCAAGGCUACGGGCGACUCGACCGACUUCUCUUCGACAAUGUCUACGACCCUGCCUAUGGCCGCCAUGUUUACGCGAAACAAGCUCGUGGGAUGGGCUGCUGUUGUCUUUUCCAUUCAGAGCUGGCUGGGCGAGAGUGAGGAGUCUAAGAAGAACUCCACCACUCCUGGAUACUUUUCCGUCGGCAUGUCGAUCAUGUCCCUCGCUGUUACCUACCUUCCCAUGUUCAUGCCUCCUCCCGGAGCCAGGUCCGCCUCCGGCACUGAGCCCCCCGCUCCUGUUCCUGUGGCAUAAUUACGACGAUUUAUUUUGGAGAGACUGCACACUAAGGGGUAAUAUGCGGAAUGGAGUGUGAGGAGCUGGGCUAGUACAUUGGAGUUACGCCAAGUUUGACAGCCCGGACAAGCUGUGGGUGGAAUAUGUGUAAUAUGAGUUCUUGUAAGAAUAAAGAACAUUAAGUCC
Molecule: messenger RNA, 544 nt
Organism: Fusarium vanettenii 77-13-4
Lineage: Eukaryota; Fungi; Ascomycota; Sordariomycetes; Hypocreales; Nectriaceae
Exons: 4
Coding region: 29-376 (115 amino acids)
Biological process (GO): protein insertion into ER membrane
Cellular component (GO): endoplasmic reticulum membrane
Molecular function (GO): protein folding chaperone
Source: RefSeq, a predicted model, not a curated record